Messenger RNA from Papilio xuthus (Asian swallowtail), 8411 nucleotides. RefSeq names its product Wnk kinase (gene Wnk). The transcript is spliced from 36 exons. The coding region runs from base 658 to 8304 and encodes 2548 amino acids. Gene Ontology annotation, molecular function: ATP binding; protein serine/threonine kinase activity. NCBI's taxonomy places the organism in Eukaryota, Metazoa, Arthropoda, Insecta, Lepidoptera, Papilionidae. Gene Ontology annotation, biological process: protein phosphorylation. The record is from RefSeq and is a predicted model, not a curated record.
UAAAUAAAACGCGAUGUAUCGCCAGUGCAAUGGUUAGAAGUCUGACGUUGUGGGGUCGUCUCGAAGUUAUGACACCCGCAUAUUGUGUUUUUCAGUGUUACAUUUUCUCGGUGCCGGCACCUAGAUUUAGUUAAUUGAUUGUUAUUUGUGUUAUUUUCCUGAUACUAUGGACACAGAUCAAUCUGCUGGUGACUUGUUUUGGUAGCGCUGCAUUCCUCGGGCCUCUUACGUAUAACAUCAAACAAAAGUCCGAUCCUGCAAUAACUUUCCAAAAUCUUCCUCAAGACUGUAACAAUUUAGAUUUUAAAUGAAUUUUUGUUGUUUAACAAAUGUAUGGAGUCGCUAAGGGAUGCCAACAGUGAGAGAGAAUCAAAAGACGGAAUUAGUUAUUUAUUUAUUCAUUUAAUAAUUAAUAUUAUUAGUUUGUAAAUUUUGUUUCAUCGGCCCACUAUAUGUCCUAUAUUAUAAGGAUUAAGGGUUCAGAAAUGUAUAUUACAAGUUAUUAUUCUCGAAUGUAAUGAAGUUUGUGAGUUUUAUUUAUUCUUAUUUAAUCAUUAGCCGAGUUAGGUAUUUAAUGGCGAUUGAAUUAACAUCACAAUGGAUAACAAAGUUAAUAUAAGGGACGUCAGAUUUUUAUAGUCAUUUGAUGGGAAAAGUAUGGACAAUAUGGCGUCGAACGUGUCAGUACGUAGCACUAAACAGAGGAAAGACAAUUUAAUCACAAGGAAGCAGGAUAAAAGCCCUGAGAAGACGAUCAGGGGCACAAGGGGUGCUUAUCGGGGGAUUCCCUCAACUUCGAAAAGAGAUGAGGAGACGGACACAGGGUCUUCAGAGAGGCUGGACAGAUCGAAAAAGUUUAUCUCGCAGAAUAAGAGUAGCUAUGGGCUGGGUAAGAGGCCAGAUUUCUUGAAGAAUCGGAAUGUACACCUUGCUUCUUCGCGGUAUGGCCAGAUGACAUCGGGGCUGCACGGACACGGGCACCAGAUAUCGCAGCCGGCGCACCACCUCGACUCCACCGUUCUGCCCGCUAAGGAGAAAACUGUGCACGGCAAGGAGAAGACCUUCAAGGUGGUGAUGGGUGGCGAGGUGGGUGUGAUGAAGACGCCGGUGCUGGGUCCGCGGCCGUACAACGCGCUUGCAAUCAUACACACGCAGCAGAGCAACACCUUCGAUAUGCUAAACACGCUCACCACCAGUGUUGCCAGUCAGCCGGUGGUGGGUGUGGGCGUGGGCGGGUUCCGGCGGCGCAGCUCUGGUCAGGGCGCGCUUGCCAGCUGCGACCCAGAGCUGGACGACAGCGGGAACAAGCUCGUUGCACGACUGGAAGACGAUGCCUUCAUCUCGGAACAAGAUCUGGAAGAGAACAUACAGAUCGCCACAGCGACGGAGAAAGGUCUGCCUCACGCCGACGACACGGGGGGUGAACAGCCGCAAGAACAACAGAAUGGUUUGGUUUACGGUCCUAUCUAUGAUAAACUGGAUCUGGAGAAGGAUAAACAGAAGCAGGAUAAAGAAGAUGAAGAGGAACCUAUUGGUGUAUCACCGUGUGGAAGGUUUUUCAAAUACGACAAAGAGGUGGGCAGAGGUUCCUUCAAAACUGUAUACCAUGGAUUGGAUACACAGACUGGUGUUGCUGUGGCGUGGUGCGAAUUGUUGGAGAAAAAGCUAAAUAAAACGGAGCGUCUCCGUUUCCGUGAGGAGGCGGAUAUGCUGAAGAAGUUGCAGCAUCCAAACAUUGUGAGGUUCUACAACUACUGGGAGGGCACUGUCGCCAAGAAGAAGAACAUCGUCCUCAUCACAGAACUCAUGCUCUCCGGUACACUUAAAGCUUAUCUGCGUAGAUUUAAGAAGAUAAAUCCCAAAGUUCUGAAGUCUUGGUGUCGACAGAUUCUGAAGGGUUUGAACUUCCUCCACUCUAGGACACCGCCUAUUAUUCAUAGAGAUCUGAAGUGCGACAAUAUCUUCAUAACGGGCACUACGGGCAGCGUCAAGAUCGGCGACCUCGGACUUGCCACACUCAAGAACAGGAGCUUUGCCAAGUCCGUUAUUGGCACGCCGGAGUUCAUGGCGCCGGAGAUGUACGAGGAGCACUACGACGAGUCUGUGGACGUGUACGCGUUCGGGAUGUGCAUGCUGGAGAUGGCCACCGGGGAGUAUCCCUACAGCGAGUGCAGCGGACCCGCACAGAUAUACAAGAAGGUCGUCUCGGGUGUGAAACCGCAGAGUUUGGACAAAGUGAACAUUCCUGAAGUGAAAGAUAUCAUCGAGUCGUGUAUAAAGCCGAACAAAACUGAUAGGCCCAAGGUAAAAGAUCUGCUGAACCACGAGUUCUUCGGUGAAGACAUCGGUCUGCGGCUGGAGAUUGUCGGCCGCGACCUUGUCACCUCCUCCGACAUCACCAAGAUACAGUUCCGACUUAAGAUCAUUGAUCCUAAGAAACGAUCCUACACGCACAAGGAGAACGAGGCGAUCCAGUUCGAGUUUGAUAUGGAGCAGGACGAUUGCGAGGAGGUGGCCAAUGAGAUGGCCAAAGCGGGCCUCAUCAUGGAGGAGGAUGCUCGCAUCGUCUACAAACUGCUCAAGUCACAGCUCAUCUCGCUCAACCGAUGUUCGUGCCCGGUGUCGCCAGGUCGAAUUACGAUAUUAGAGAGGAGCGAGAAGAAAGCGCAGAUGUUGUUCAACCAGGAGCUGAUCAACGAGCAGAACAGACAACAAUUGCUGUUAGAACAGGUAAAGAUGUUCCAUAACCAACAGCAAGCCAGUCCUGUGGACCAAGUGAAAGCCGGACUUCUGAACGGAGUGGGAUCGCAGCCAACUUUAGCCGCCGUACAGCUAGAUCAACAAUCGCAGUUCCUUCAGACUCAACAACAACUCUUACAGCAACAAUAUCAACAAAUGAGUAACGAAGAAACGGCGAUGAAGAUCCUGCAACACAACCUGAUCCAGGCACGCAUAUCUCCCUCGCUCACAUCCCUCGAGCAGAACAUCAAGCAGCAGCAGGCGCUCAUGGAGCACAAUCUGCUCAACCAGCAGAUGCUGGACCAGAACGUGCCCGCCCAGCUCAUGGAGCAGCAGGCCCAGCUCGAGCCUGUCUCCAGCCAGCAGCAGCUGCACCAGAACAACAUACUCAACACGCAGUUCGGCCUCAACGAAAUCACCAACCAGAACCAGGCACUACAGCAGCACAUCAUACAGCAGCAGCAGAACAUCAUGCGGCACCAGGCGGCAGUCAUACAUCAAAAGCAGAUGGAGGAGCAGCUCACUGCGCAGGAAACCGCCAUCGCAGGCCCGCAGCCGAAUCUCGUCACCGGUCAGGUUCUCGAUCCGUCCUUGCAAAAUCUGCAAAAUAUACUCGCGCAGAUCAUUCAGAGGCCUGACACGCUGCAAUCCAGGAAGGAGUCGGAAUCCGAGCAGCAGCAGGCGAUGCAGCAGCAGCAGCAGGCCCAGCAGACGCCCGCCCUCAGUCAGCAGCCCACCACCGAGAGCGUCGAUGUGCCCGUGCAGCCAGCCCAGCAGGAGCAGGAAGCCCUGCAGCAGACCAUGAACUUGCUGGGAUCUCAAAUGCAACAAGCUACUCAAAACCUCGCUUACCAACAGAAUCAGCAGCAUUUCAUACAACCUAAUAUACUGUCGGCCGCAGUCGACCCCGCCAUUUUAGCUCAGCAGCAACAGGUGGCGCACGCGCAGCAACAGAUGGUACAAGCUCAGCAACAGUUGAACAUGCAGAAACAAAUGCUGGCGCAGCAACAACUAGUCUUCCAACAGCAUAUGCUUAGUCAGCAACAGUUGCACCUCCCCGGGCAGACACUCUCUCCACAACACUUUAGAAAUACGUUGUUCCAGCAGCAGCAAUACCUCGCGCAGCAGGAGCGUCAGUUGCAAACGCAACAAAAUAUCAUCGAUCAGCAGAAUUUGGCGCUGUUGGCGCAAAAGCAACAGCUAAUGGGACAACAACAGCAAAAAGUCGAAGAGAUGUUGCGAGCGCAACGCCCGGUGUAUCAACGGCAGGGGUCCGAACAAAGUCAAAUAAGCACAGCUGACAUGCACGACCAGCAGCAACCACUUGUGCAGGAUCAGUAUCAGCAGAAGCCACCGUUACAACCGCAGAUGUCCGUCGAUCAAAUGCAGCAGUAUCAAAAUCAGUACAUCGAUAUGCAAAUGCAGAAAAAAGAGGACCAUUACAUUCCUCAAAUGCAUCCUCUUCAAGGACAAUCCCUCCCUCAUAACAUACUGGCUCAGAAUUUCAGUGCAGUUCAGCAGAGCGAAAGACAGAUAUCUAGUCAUGAAGGCACUCCGGUGCAGAAUUAUUCUGUCAACCCUCUGCAGAUGUACCAACAGCAGAGCCAGUCCGUUCAGACGAUGCAAAACGUUUCCUAUCAAACGGAGCCAACUAUACCGUCCUCGGUGGCGGCGUCUGUACAACAAAAUGUUUCUCAUGUACAAGAUUCCACUCAGAUGCAUAUGCAGCCAAUGCAACAAGCCUCUGUGCAACAACAAGUUCAACAAUCAGUGCAACAAACGGUCCAACCCUCGGUCCAACAAUCAGUGCAACAGCCAGUCCAACAAUCUGUACAAACCACGAUCCAAACAUCUAUGCAACCUUCUAUGCAACAAUCUGUUCAACCAUCAGUCCAACAGAACGUUCAGCCAUCUAUCCAGCAGUCUGUUCAACAAACAGUUCAAUCAUCUGUGCAACAAUCAGUCCAGCAGUCUAGUCAACUUUCUGCACAGACAUCGGUUCAAAGCUCCGCUCAAAUACAAGAAUCGAUACCGCAUCAGUUGAGUAUUUCCGAGCCAUCGGAUAACGGACACGUCAACGGUGGGCAAAAGGAACAAUUUUUGACUCCCAUGACGGAAUUCCCAUCUGGUUCCACUCACCCAGAUGGCAUCAAGCCUCCAGAGUUGAGUUCCGUGGAAGAGAAGUUAGGAGAGGCACAACAAGAAGUUUCCGUCAGCACUGCAGUACCAUCCCCCAUCACCAGCGAGAAGAAGUCGAGGGGCUCUAAGAAACGUUCUCGGGAGAAAGACAAGCUGCCCAAACUGACAGUGCUGGAAGUGAACGAUUCAGCCACAGUUGUGGAGUGUCAGCUCGAGUCGAAGUCCAAAACUGUCACGUUCAAGUUUGACGUCACCGACGUCAACCCGGAGGAGAUAGCCAGUAAUCUCGUGUCAAACAACUUGCUACCGGAGUGGCAGAGUGUGACGUUCACGGAGCUGAUCCGCGAUAUCGUGCAGCAGCUGCUGAGCGACCCCGCGGCCACGCCCGUGCUCAGCCCCGCCCACCACGCCGCGCUCCGCCUCAAUAUGGAUAAGACUGACUACGACUCGGAGACGACGGAGCGUGAAGAAAACUUGACUGAUUCGAAUCAGGACAACUCUGAGUGCACCACGCCCACUGCGAGCCAGGACAGCAUCGCGCUCGCCGAGCUGGCCGACGAUGAGCCCGUGCCCUCCGCGCCCACGCCCACACCUGCAGAUCCCGCACCAACGCCCACGCCCACUCCUACACCCACACCCGCAUCUGUGCCUGCCCCCGGCCCCACCCCCGCACCCGCCCUUCCCGCACACUUACCCGCUGAGAUAUCUUCGCGAAAGAUCAGCACCGCUUCUUCUAUAGGUUCUAAUCAGUCGGACGGCGGCUCGAUACCACCAGAUCGUUCUGGCAGUUCUGAAUCACAAAACGGCGAGAAGAAAACCCAAAAACCUACUCGUAAGAUAUCGAGAUUUCUAGUCAGCCCCGUGGUGGACCGAGGUGAGGACGUCGUGGAGGAGAAGAUCGAGCCCGAGAAGCCUCCCGAGCCCAAGCUGUACUCCGAGGUCGCCAAGGAGCCUCGUAAAGACGCCCAGGUCAACGGGCUGCCGGAGGAACAGCCCCCGCCGCCCUCACAACCUCAGCCAGCCAUGCAACGGCCGCAGCAACCUCACCAGCCUCAGCAGCCUGCACAGCCGCCACAGCCCGCACCGGCCACACAAGUCACACCGCAAGUCAUUCCUCAAGAAAAAUAUGUUCCUACGCACCAGUAUUCAGUAGCGUCGCAGAUGCACCCGCCCCACACCGUCACCGAGCACAGGAUGGAGGUGAAGCAAGAAAUACCCAUCAGCGCGCCCAUAGCGCAGAGCGUCGUGCCGCCCAUCACCGCCCCCAUCGUCAACAACAUACAGCCCACCAUCCCGCCCGCGCUGCCCUUCCAAAACCCAAUGAUAAACCCCAAUCUGCUCAGCGGGACGAUUCAGGCCAAUCUAACCAACUUGAGCACGCCCCUCCAAAUAGCAACAGAUACGCCCCUCCUCGGAUUAAGCCAAGUCGGUACGCCGAUAGGAGUGGGCGCAGAUUUGGGCCUCGGAAUGGGCCUGGGGGCUGUGGGACCCACGCUGGCCGACCCUGUGGGCCUGAGUCGGCUGCCUUUCGCCCAACCUGCCCUCGCGCCCGCAGCGACCCUGACCGAUGCUCUUCCGAACGCAGAGAACAUACAGAGGAUGUUGUUGAAGCAGAAUAUUAUGAACCAACAGCAGAACCUGACGGGCCCCAACCUGCUGGGUCUGCUGAACCAAUCGCAGUACCCGCAGCCAGACCUCGCGCUGCACAACAACCUGCUCACAAACGCACAGCCCGCGUGCGGCACGCUGGCGGGCGCGCGGCUGCCGGGUCACUACGUGCCGCAGAAGUACUACCAACCGGUGCUGGCCUGCGCGGCUACCGCCAACGAUUUCAUAGCUCAGCAGCAAGCGCUGCAGGGCUCGGUGUGUCCGCUCGGCGCGCCGGCGCUUGGCGGGGGCUUCGCCCUGGGCUUGGGGCUGGGCGCGCCCAUGCUGCAGCAUCAGCUCGCCGCCCACAACCUGGCGCUCAACCAGAACCUCAUGGGGCAGAAUCUUGGACAAAACUUAGGUCUAGCAACUCAGAAUUUGGGCGUUGGGGGACAGAAUCUCAUGGGUGGGCAGAAGUUCGGUGUGGGCGGACCUGCACUGUCAUUGGUGGGGGCGGGGCCGCUGCACCGCAAUGCGCACGCGCACCACGCUCAUCACACGCUCGCGCGCAGGGCUGUAGAACUCGAUGGAGCUGGUAUGACAAACAUGAACUCUACUGGGUCGUCGCAGCCGAGCACACCCAACAAGAGCCAGUCGUACGAGUACAUGCUAUCUCUGCAGCAGAAGCUCUCCUCUAUAUCAAACAGCGGCCCGGUGUCGCCGCAGUCUCCGUUGGAGUACAGCCCCAUGUUGUCGCCCACACAGCGCGCCAUGCACGCCAUACCCACGCAUAAGACGGGAGAGGGUAGUGAGGCGCCGGGAAGCGAGGCGGGCGAGGGGCCUGAAGCGGGCGGGGCGGUGGGCGUGGCCGGGGGCGUCGCGGCGCACGCGUCCCGCCUAGCCCAUCUCGACCACGAGCUGAGCAAGAUCAGCCUGCACUACAAACAUGCACCCAACAAGGACGUGUUUUUGGAGCAUGGCAAUGAGGAACAUGAGAUUAUGUCUGACAACGUUAACGACGGCGCGGGCAGCGCGUACGAAGAGGCGGGCGAGGAGUGGGAGAGCGCGCGUCGCCGGUACCGCGUGGCGCGCGCCGCCCCCUGCCGCGGAUACGCCCUCUGCCGCCUGCUGCCCCGCCUGCCGCCCCCCGCCCGCCACCACGCUAAAGAAUCUUCGCACGUGUUCGGCGAGAGCGCGCUUGACGACAUGUCGUGCGACAACACGUCGUGGUGCGAGGACGGCGUUGGGGAGGGCGGGGCGGAGGGCGUGGCCGAGAACGGGGCGGAGGCGGAGGCGGCAGACACGUACGUGCUGACGGACGCGGCGCGCGCGCGCUGCUACGUAAUCACGGACGCGCUCAGCGGCCGCGUCGCCACCGUGCUCGACCCCGCACCACAACAGACUGACCCGAAGCAGGCGGCUGAAGAAAUAUCGGAAGACAAGGAACGCAGCUUCCUGAUCGUGGACCCGGCGCGUGACAUGACGUGCACCGUGCUCGCGCGCACGCUCGACCUCGAGCGAGACUCCGCAUUCGACCGUUUCGUCGAGCGCACCUACAGCCAACACGAGCACACGCCUGAUGAGAAGUGUGAGAGCGUGUCUGCGACGGAGGAGCUGAACAAGUGGCGCUGCGUGGAGGUAGAGGGGCAGACGUGGCGCGAGGGGGCGGAGGUGUCGGGGGCGGGGCUGUGCGCGGCGGGGGCGGGGGCGGGGCCGCAAGCUGCGCGCGCACAGGCCGGCACGCUGCUCGCCGACGUGCUCGUGGACGACGUGCUCACAGAUAGAGCGUGGUGCCGGCAGGUGGUGGUGGUGUCGCUGAGCGCGGCCGCGCCCUCAUGACAAGUGUAGCGACUCACAAAGUACCUUAUAUUUAUUGUACCGUGUAUCAUAAACUAUAUCUAUAUCAUUAAUCCUAAAUAAACUAUUCAUAUGUGAUAUCUCGAUAA